Aspergillus novofumigatus IBT 16806 is the source of this 1434-nucleotide messenger RNA. Its product is annotated as alpha/beta fold hydrolase. The coding region runs from base 484 to 1377 and encodes 297 amino acids. The record is from RefSeq and is a predicted model, not a curated record. Gene Ontology annotation, molecular function: catalytic activity. NCBI's taxonomy places the organism in Eukaryota, Fungi, Ascomycota, Eurotiomycetes, Eurotiales, Aspergillaceae. The transcript is spliced from 3 exons.
CGAACAUCAGGCCACGAACAUUGAUAGUCAACUCACAUUGCCAGUGAUAUGGACAUCUCUGAAGCACGUUGAGUCCUGAGUCUGACAAAUUCCUGUCUUCUGCGUUGCAGUGGGCCUUUGAGUUUUACGCGGAAAGGACCGGCGUGUCAGAAGCGGCCCGAAAGCGGUCCCAUUCGUCCAUUUCCACAGUCAAGGCCCAGAAGGAUCAAACUAGCAGGAUACUUAGCGUUGGAUAUCGCUGCUCCAAGGCGUCACUGGCGUUCUUCUGCUCAUCCCCACUCGACCGGGAUUUGGUCCAGAAAGGGAAGUCGUCCCCCUCUGCGUGUCCCAUCUGGUCUGGAACGGAUCAUCUGGAGGGGUUGCAGAACCUCGGUCGUGUCCAUGGAGGGGUGGCUAGGUGACAGGUCUCUUAUCUAUAUGACGAGUUACAUUUUGAUGCUCCUCGUCCAUCCGCUGUGGUAUUGAAACCACAAAUCCAAAAACAUGGCAGCAACAAAGACCAUCCAGGUGCCCCAUCUGGGCGGCAUCACCGCCGGUUAUGCCCUGUCCAACGACCGUUACGACCCCGCCAAGCCGACAUGCGUCCUGAUCAACUCGAUGUGUACGACUGUGUCCCUCUACCGCGACCAGUUCAGCGAUGUCGCCCUCACAGACGCCAUGAACCUACUGGCCAUCGAGCCCCUGGGCCACGGCUCGACCAGCUGCCCGACGGAACACUUUACAUACUGGGAUUCGGCGUUGAUGGCGCUGCAGGUGAUGGAUAAACUCGGCAUUGACAAGGCCUUUGCUCUGGGAACCAGCCAGGGAGGAUGGAUCGUGACGCGCAUGGCCUUGUUGGCUCCUGACCGGAUCCUCGGCCUGAUGCCAUUGGGCACAUCGAUGGAUUACGAAUCGGCCGACUCUCGAUCGAAAGGGUGCUGGGAUCCCGUUCCCGCACUCCGGCCCUUCUACGAGAAUUGGACCAGCGCUGUCCCGACUCCGGAUUUCCUGGUCGAUGAUGUCUGGUGUGGCAUGGUCGGCGGCAUUGGGUUCGGCGCCAGUGCUUCAGAGGAGUUGAGUAUGUUCUGGACCAAGACCUUAAAGGAGGUCUACAAGGGAGACGAAGGCCGAAAGAAGGUCCGCAUGGCGGUGAUUUGCCUGCUAUCGCGCGAUGGACUGUUGCUGAGACUGGGUGAUAUCAAGUGCCCCGUGUACUGGUUACAGGGCACCGAGGAUACUCCAUUCGGCAAAAUAGUGCCAGCAGAACAGAUCAAACUGUUCACCUCGUCCCCAGAGGCCAAACUGGUCAUGAUCGAGGGAGGAGCUCAUUACCUAAAUGCCACCAAUCCAAAGGAGGUGAAUGCUGCGCUAUUGGACAUGGUGAACAAGUAUAAGUGAUAGCCGUAAAUAGGAUUUCGAUAGAUGAUAACCAUGCAUUUCUAAUCUUCCACUUGC